This is a messenger RNA of Caenorhabditis briggsae, 1602 nucleotides long. The coding region runs from base 1 to 1602 and encodes 533 amino acids. Gene Ontology annotation, molecular function: transmembrane transporter activity. Gene Ontology annotation, biological process: monoatomic anion transport; transmembrane transport. The record is from RefSeq and is a predicted model, not a curated record. Lineage: Eukaryota; Metazoa; Nematoda; Chromadorea; Rhabditida; Rhabditidae. The transcript is spliced from 7 exons.
AUGAUCGAGAAGUUUGCGGAGGAUGAGUUUGGAACGGGGAAACAGAGUCAUCCAUUCCUCCAUCUUCGAUCCCGACGCCUACAUGUAGUUCUUAUGCUUAUGUACGCCUACUUCUGUAUGGCUCAAAUAUCCGGGCCAAUUGGAUUCACACUAUCAUGCAUGUGCAACUCCACAGCAAUCGCUUUGCUGAACCAAAACAAAACAUUGGAAAACUCAACGACGACACCGGCAAUUCCAUUGGAGCUCCUUUCUUCAACGACUCCAAAGUUGAUUAGCGAUUUUGAAGAGCAAAAUUGCGCAGAGUUUGAUAAAAAACCAGUGGAUUAUGGAGGCGACCUCGUCUGGGAUACCGAAUGGCAAAGUGCAGUUGUCUCCGCGACGUUCUUUGGUGGAUUCCUAUUUUCCUACCCUGCUGGAUUCCUCGUCGACAGAUUCUCAGCUCGACACAAUCUCUCAGCUGCCAUUUUCAUUCUAACAGCUGCUGCAAUCCUGAUGCCAUUCCUGGCUACAACCUUCCAAGCACCAGGAGCAAUUGUCAGUCGAUUCCUCAUGGGAGUCAGUGAGACUCUUCUGAUCCCUUCUCUGAAUUCAGUCGUCACCAAAUGGAUCCCAGUCAAUGAGAAAAGUCUGGCAGCUGCGAUUUUCACUGCUGGAAAUCAACUUUCUGGAAUAUUCGGAAACAUUCUCAUCGCAGAGUUAUGCGCCAGCCCUGUAUUCGGAUGGAGCUCUAUUUUCUACAGUGCUAGCCUUUUUGGAAUCUCCUGGUUGAUUCUUUGGCAUCUGACAGUUAGAAACUCUCCACAUAAUACUAAAUGGAUUCACGAAAGAGAGUUGGAUUAUCUAGCCAAUCAGAUUCCACCAAAGCACAAUUCUGUGUCCAAAAAGUUGGAGGUCCCAUGGAAAGGAAUGCUUACAUCUAGAGUUUUCUGGGCUCUGAUGUGCAAUAGUGUAGUUGGAAAUAUGAUGAUUGCAUUGAUCUUCAUUUAUAUGCCGGUUUAUUUCAAAGAUGUGCUCAAGUUGGAUGUAAAAUCGAACGGUUUCUACUCUGCCAUCCCUCAUCUAUCCAACCUUAUUGCCAAACUGAUUUGGGGAUAUGUGAUGGAUAUGUUGCGAAAAAAGAAGAUCAUGUCUCCAACCGCCACUUGCAAACUGUCUCAAUUCACUUCGAUGAUGGGCAUUUCCGUUUCUUGCUUUUUGUUGACAUUUGUAAAUUGUAACCAGCAAACUACGGCUCUUGUGUUGCUAUCUUGUAUUUCCGUGUUCUUCAGUCUCUCCAUUUCCGGUUUCUACACAGCGCUUCUUUCAAUUGCUCCGUCACAUAUUGGAACGUUGACUGGUUUUGGAACUGUUAUUGGAUUCCUUGGCCGAUCCAUUUCUCCACUGAUGAUGUCAAUCUUCCAAACUGAAACCAACGGAACAAAAGUUACAAAUUGGCCUAUUAUCCUCUUGGCUUACACCUUUGCCACAGCGUUCGGAGCCAUCAUUUUUGUGAUCUUUGCCUCUGCGGAAGUUCAAGAAUGGGACUAUUCAAAACGACACAAAUCAUCUCGACCGAAUGCGUUGGUGGCUCCGGAAUCCGAGAAAAGUCUUGAGGAUUUUUAA